CGAAAGCAUAAAUUCUCUCUCCCAAUAAUUUUGAGUUAAUUUCUGUUCCAUACUCUCGUAACAAAUCAACGAUUUGAGAUCCAUCCGUCUAUAAUUUAGUACUGAUGUAAAAUUAAUAAUGAGCGCGAUUCUAGGAAGUUCAAAUUUAUACUCCAUCCGGGAUAUUCCAACAUAACCUAUUUUCAUUAUCAUUUUACAUGCGCAUCAUCUGUAAUGGGCCUGUAAUCUAUUGAAUGAUUAGAUUCACAGGAUAGACUUUUCGCUUUUCUGUACAACAGGUUUUUGCAACUUUCGUAUCAUAACAACAAUUAAGUGCGACUUGAAGUAAUGGAAUUAUUGACAAUAAUUUCGCCCAAUAUAGAGGCACGUGAUAUGAAUCUUGAUCUUAUAAAAUGUUUCUACUGAAUACUGAAAACAACGCAGGAUUAAAAUUCCAUUCAGAAUUAUCUAGAGUAUAUGGAUAGGUCUAGACGAAGAGAUGCAGGAUCUAAUUAAUAAUCUACAUAAUACUUGCGUUGGUGAAGUUGGAGUAGACGAAGGUUUGAUCACCAAAGCACAAAAUGGGGAUUUUGCUGAGGAUGAGAAACUGAUGUGUUACUCCAAAUGCCUUCUGGAUCAAAUGGCUAUAGUUGAUGAAGAAGGUGUAGUAGAUCCCGAAGCUGCUUUAGCUGUUCUUCCUGCUGAUAUGCAGGCUGAGGCUGGUCCAGCAGUGAGGAAGUGCUCAAAAUUAAGAGGCUCCAACCCUUGCAACACAGUUUUUGAGGUGAUGAAGUGUUGGUACAAGGAAUCACCUGCGACCUACUUCAUGCCCUGAACACAUGCGUCGUUUUCCUAGAAAUUAAUUAAGAAAAACUUGUAAAAUAAUUUAUUUCAUCAUAUAAUGUGACAUUUUAAUAAUUAGAAGCAAUUUCGAAAAAAAA
Coccinella septempunctata (seven-spotted ladybird) is the source of this 920-nucleotide messenger RNA. Its product is annotated as general odorant-binding protein 83a-like. The record is from RefSeq and is a predicted model, not a curated record. The coding region runs from base 479 to 814 and encodes 111 amino acids. The transcript has 6 exons. NCBI's taxonomy places the organism in Eukaryota, Metazoa, Arthropoda, Insecta, Coleoptera, Coccinellidae. Gene Ontology annotation, molecular function: odorant binding.